Molecule: messenger RNA, 3978 nt
Organism: Anneissia japonica
Lineage: Eukaryota; Metazoa; Echinodermata; Crinoidea; Comatulida; Comatulidae
Product: dnaJ homolog subfamily C member 5-like
Exons: 5
Coding region: 148-843 (231 amino acids)
Source: RefSeq, a predicted model, not a curated record
CCUUCUACCUACCACCCGACCGCACCAGCAGCGCGGAGGCCGCAAACUCUCCCAUUUGGUAAUGUGUUGCACAGAAGAUAGAAUUAGAAAGGGCGGAAUAAUUGUUGUGUUUUUAAAUGUGAUGAAGUAAAGUGAAGUAUAAUUAUCAUGAAUCCUGAAUUCAACCAACAACACAGUCACGGGGGAAGGGAUACUCGGUCCAUGAGUACAUCUGGUGAAUCACUGUAUGCAAUUCUCAAUGUGGAGAAGACUGCCACACCAGAUGAAAUUAAGAAGGCAUAUAGAAAGUUAGCAUUGAAACAUCAUCCAGAUAAAAACUUAGGAAAUCCAGAAGCUUCAGAAAAGUUCAAAGAAAUCAACCAUGCAAAUAAAGUUCUCAGCGAUGAGAGGAAAAGGAGGAUAUACGACGAGUAUGGUUCAAUGGGAUUAUAUAUUGCUGAACAAAUCGGCGAAGAAAAUGUUGAUUUAUACUUUAUGAUGAAUAGUAAAUGUUUCAGGGGCAUGAUUUUAUGUUGUUUCCUUGCUACUGGUUGUUGUUUCUGCUUGUGUUGCUGUUGCUGCUGUAAUUGUUGCUGUGGCCGAUGUGGACCUAGGCCUCCAGAAGAUGAGGAGAUCAACAUCGUCAUCGACGAGGAGGAUGGCAGCCGAGGCUCCGAAGAUCCUAUUAUAACACAGCCAAAGUCGGGUACAUCUUCAUACCAGGGUGGGGAUACACCCGGCAGUCACGACCAUCACCCAUCCAACGUAGCUAUACCAAUGCCAGCCCCAGAUAGUGCAUCCUCUCACCCGAAUGAGAAAACGGUACUGACUCAAGGAGAGCAUAAAACGUAUUCAGAUAGUUAAUGCUAUAUAAGUCAUGCUUCCAACAUCAUUGAUGCAGUAGAAAUAAGUCAUACGUUGCAGCAGUCAAUCGUGUUUCCAAUUUUAUUUAGCGUAUGCGUAAUGAUAAAGUUUGGUAGUAGUAUUACAUUUAAAUUGUUUUUGGCACAUUUUUAUCAUCCCCGCAUCAUUUGUAUUGUAGAAUGGUCAGAGAGAGUCAGCUUACUGUAUAGACACAUUUCAAUACUUGGACAUAUCAUACUGUAUGUUAACCCUUCAGUAGUUCCACUGUCAUGUAAAAUAUAUGGUCAAACUUAUCAGGGGGCUAGCUACCUGUUUAUAUUACUGACACAUGUUAUAACAAUUUGGCAUGUAGUUUUUAUUUCAUCAGCUUUGGAAUUUUCGGCAUUUUUCUCUCGGCUAUCUUGGGAAGUUUAUUUCAUUUAGAACCAUGGCAGUUUAAUUAAAUAUAAUGAGAGUUGCUAUGAGAAUUAUGAACAGAUGAAACAUGUUAUUUAAAAUAUUUGAAAAAAUUUGGUGAAAAACAAAUGAAUAGAUAUUAUGCUAUUUUUUUUAAAGAGGUUGAAGGUUUUCUCUUUCUAUAAACCUAGGCCAUGUGUUUUUUCAGCUGUAAUAUUUUGGGAUUAAAUAUGACGACUUCAAUGUACUUUACUUUUAUUUUAGUUAAAAUAGGAAAUUGGCGUAGAUUGGGCUGCAGUUGCAGCUCGGCAAUAAACUUGUGGUUGGGUUUCAAUCCCUCGCUGUGCAUUUUGCUUGUGUCCUUGGCAUGGCACUUUACGUAGGGGGAUGAAGGUACAUAGCACUGGCGGUAGCACAGGGUGAGCUGGGUGGGCCUAACCUUCUAGUGGGCCAAACUCUCUUGUAGGCCCACCAAUAAUUUUCGACAAAAUUGUUUCAAUUUUGAAAAACCAAAAGUAAUUUGGGCGAUGCUUGAAUCAACAGUUGGCUGUUGUCUAUCUCGUUGUGGUUAGCAAUUUUAGUAGAACGGUAUUAUGGGAUAUUAUUACAUAAUAAAAAGUCUCUCGGAAAGUGAAAUAUGUUAAUUAUUUAGGGCAUUCUGCACUGGACCCAACCUAUGGAACAUAUUCCGCUAGUAAAAGUAGAUUUUCCCCAAGUGGCCCUAAUGGAAUUUUGCUGAGCAACAUACACUCUGGUAUAUAAAAAAAAUAGUAAGAAACUGAGUAUUAGUAGAAAUACAACUUAUUCUCUGUGCUUGGCCUCCUUAUUUUUCUACCAUUUUCCCGUCUCCCACCACUGCAGUAGGGCUGAAUGUUAAUACUCUUGAUCUAUGUAAGUCUAAUUAACAUAACAAAAUAAAAAAGAAAAAGAAAAGAAUAACAUUCUAAGAAGUUAAAUAUACACUAAAACUUCAAAGGUCAUUUCAUUUUACAGCACAGAUAUUUAAUGUAUGUUGUACCUUUAAGGAGAUUCAAGUCAAUCCAAAAUUAUUAAAUUAAAAAAAAAACAGUGCAUUAGUCAACAAUGAAGUAUAUAAAACCAUCAUUUUAAUGAUUGCUAAAUAGUAAGCGAUAACUUCUUUCUAGGCCUAUAAAAUUUACUGUCUACAUGUGGGAAUGUGGUCUUGUGGGAUGUGCUCACUUCGGUAUUCCAUUGCAGGGGUGCAUAAAUUAUAAAAUGGCAUAAAAGCUAGCAAAUUAACAUAGCAUUCCACAGUGAAGGUAAUACUUUUACCUUGUUGUAAAAAGAAAAAUGAUCCACUUCUCUACAAGAUAGUAGCAUUAUAACCAUUAGAAUGUAAUGCUUUAAGUUUAAUUGUUUUUGCUUAAAAUGCAGUGUAGUAACUAAUUCCUUGAAAAAUGGGAAUUAUAAACCAUGAAUUUGUGGUAAACCUUAAACAGCUGUUGGGAAAAGGUGAUCCUUAAUUGUAUAUUGGGAAUCAUGUACUGUGGUAUAUAGUGUCUAUCUCAGAUUAGUAUGUAGUUUUAUAUACUCCAUGUAAGAUGUGAAUUAAAAAUGUAUAUUGGGGUUGAAUAGAUCUAUUAUUGGUAAUAAUGAGAUGUUGAUUGACAACAACCAACUAAUUGGAACUGUUUUAAAUUAUAUUAUAUCUGUAGUCCGUGUCUAGGUGUAUAUUUCGCAUACAAUGCAUAGAUAUUCUAGAAAUACAAUUCAAGAAUUCUUGAAACUAAAUUCUUUAAGAUUUAAGGAAAGCUGUUGAGUGAGAAUGAGCUAGAUUCAUGGGAAAGUUUAGAUUUGGACAGAAAGACUGCCCUCUUAGAUUUGGUGUUAACAUUAUUUGAUAUAAAGGUAUACCGCCUGUCAUAUAAUUUAAGAACAUCGAAAGCAUUCAAUUAACAGGGGUAACAGGGGCAGAAUUAGAGAUAUUGGAAAAUGUUUGGGUGGGGGGUAUCAAGAGAAAACAUUUCCCCCGGGAAUUUUUUGUUUUCUAAAUGACCGGAAAUAACCUUUGAGGCAUUUUGGGCAAUCAAUAAAUUCUUCUUUUUUUUUCAUUCUUUUUUUCUUUCUUUCCAAAAAAAAGGGGAGGGCCGCCCCCAUUAACACAUUAAAUAUUUUAUUUUAUAAGAAUUUAAUAACUUCCAAAACAAAUGCCGAUUCACCACAUUUCCAUUAGAGAGGUAAAUUUUAUUUUCUAAUUAAAAUUGGAAUCUAAUUAUCCGACUUGAGCAAUUCAAAUUUCAAUUUUCAAGUUUUUUUCUUGCUCCUCACAGACGGUAUACCUUUGCAUUAUUGUUGUUAAAGGAUUUUAGAAAUAGCCUUGCAACAUUCAUAAUCUUGCAAUUUAAUUAAAAUUUAUGUAAUAAUUAUUUUAGGUAGAUUCUAAUAUCAAGUAAAAAUAAAAUAAAUUAUGUAUAAUGUGUUUAAUAUUACAUAUAUAAUUUUUAUGUAGCUAUACUGAAAAAUCAAUGAUAUGGUGUUCGUUCUUUGCGUGAGAAGAUGACCACGAACGUCUGAUCGAAGUGUUCAGUUCAUUUGUAUGUUAAUUUAAUAAAAGGAUUCUAUCAGUAUCAAUCUAUAGGUAUUUAAUUAUCAUAAAUAAUCUGUAUCACUUUAGUUUUGAAUACUGUAACAUUAAAAUUAUCCUUGACUUUGUCAUUCAGUAUUUUACCUGUUGUUUCUAUUAAAUGCAAUAAUUAGUGGAUAGGCCACCUUGUUUCA